Messenger RNA from Orycteropus afer afer, 2691 nucleotides. It is a transcript of the gene VIL1, whose product is annotated as villin 1. Gene Ontology annotation, biological process: actin filament severing; cytoskeleton organization; regulation of lamellipodium morphogenesis. Gene Ontology annotation, molecular function: actin filament binding; phosphatidylinositol-4,5-bisphosphate binding. NCBI's taxonomy places the organism in Eukaryota, Metazoa, Chordata, Mammalia, Tubulidentata, Orycteropodidae. Gene Ontology annotation, cellular component: actin cytoskeleton; lamellipodium; cytoplasm. The record is from RefSeq and is a predicted model, not a curated record.
AGCUUUUCACAGCUCCCUGAGAUCUCCCAGGUGGUGGCUACCUCCUCUGGACAGGCUCCUCCACGAUGACCACACUGAGCACCCAGGUCAAAGGCUCUCUCAAUGUCAGCACUCCGGGGGUGCAGAUCUGGAGGAUCGAGGCCAUGCAGAUGGUGCCUGUUCCUUCCAGCACCUACGGGAACUUCUUUGAUGGUGACUGCUACAUAGUCCUGGCCAUCCACAAGACAGGCAGCAAUAUAUCCUAUGACAUCCACUACUGGAUUGGCCAGAACUCAUCCCAGGAUGAGCAGGGUGCAGCCGCAAUCUACACCACGCAGAUGGAUGACUUUCUGAAGGGCCGAGCAGUCCAGCACCGUGAGGUCCAGGGCAACGAGAGUGAGGCCUUCCAAGGCUACUUCAAGCAGGGCCUUAUUGUUCGCAAAGGAGGCGUGGCUUCCGGGAUGAAGAACGUGGAGACUAACUCCUACAAUGUCCAGCGGCUGCUCCAUGUCAAGGGCAAGAGGAAUGUGGUGGCUGGAGAGGUGGAGAUGUCCUGGAAGAGUUUCAACCGUGGUGAUGUUUUCCUCCUGGACCUUGGGAAGCUUAUCAUCCAGUGGAAUGGGCCUGAGAGCAACCACAUGGAGAGACUCAAGGGUAUGACCCUGGCCAAGGAGAUCCGAGACCAGGAGCGGGGUGGGCGUGCCUACGUGGGCGUGGUGGAGGGGGAGAACGAGAUGGCGACCCCGCAGCUGAUGGAGGUGAUGACCCACGUGCUGGGCCAGCGGAGGGAGCUGAAGGCAGCUGUGCCUGACACGGUGGUGGAGCCCGCGCUCAAGGCCUCCCUCAAGCUGUACCAUGUGUCUGACUCGGAGGGAAAACUAGUGGUUAGUGAAGUUGCCACGCGGCCUCUCACACAGGACCUGCUCAGGCAUGAGGACUGUUACAUCCUGGACCAAGGGGGCCUGAAGAUCUUUGUGUGGAAAGGGAAGAAUGCCAAUGUCCAGGAGAAGAAGGAAGCCAUGAACCAGGCCCUGAACUUUAUCAAAGCCAAGAAGUACCCAGACAACACACAGGUGGAGGUGCAGAAUGAUGGGGCAGAGUCUGCGGUCUUCCAGCAACUCUUUCAGAAGUGGACAGUGCCCAACCGGACGUCUGGCCUGGGCAAAACCCACACUGUGGGCUCCGUGGCCAAGGUGGAGCAGGUGAAAUUUGAUGCUGCGUCCAUGCACAUCAAGCCUCAGGUGGCUGCUCGGCAGAAGAUGGUAGACGACGGGAGUGGGGAAGUGCAGAUGUGGCGCAUCGAGGACCUGGAGCUGGUGCCUGUGGAUUCCAAGUGGUUAGGCCACUUCUACGGGGGUGACUGCUAUCUGCUGCUCUACACCUACCUCAUCGGUGACAAGAAGCACUACCUGCUCUACAUCUGGCAGGGCAGCCAGGCCAGCCAGGAUGAAAUCGCAGCCUCAGCCUAUCAAGCCGUCAUCCUGGACCAGAAGUACAAUGAUGAAGCAGUACAGAUCCGAGUCCCAAUGGGCAAGGAGCCGGACCACCUCAUGUCCAUCUUCAAGGGACGAAUGGUGGUCUACCAGGGAGGCACCUCUCGGGCUAACAGCUCAGAGCCAGCACCCUCCACACAGCUGUUCCAGGUUCGGGGCACCAGCACAAACAACACCAAGGCCUUUGAGGUCCCAGCCCGGGCCAACUCCCUCAACUCCAAUGAUGUCUUCAUCCUCAAGACCCCAUCCUGCUGCUACCUGUGGUAUGGGAAGGGUUGUAGUGGGGACGAGCGGGAGAUGGCCAAGAUGGUGGCUGACAUCAUCUCACGAACGGAGAAGCAAGUGGUUGUGGAAGGGCAGGAGCCAGCCAACUUCUGGAUGGCCUUGGGUGGGAAGGCCCCCUAUGCCAACUCCAAGAGGUUGCAGGAAGAAACCAUGACCAUCACCCCUCGGCUCUUUGAGUGUUCCAACCAAACUGGGCGCUUCCUGGCUACAGAAAUCCCUGACUUCAAUCAAGAUGACUUGGAAGAGGAAGACGUGUUCCUGCUUGAUGUCUGGGACCAGGUCUUCUUCUGGAUUGGGAAGAAUGCCAGAGAGGAUGAGAAGAAGGCAGCAGCCGUCACAGUGCAAGAGUACCUCAAGACCCACCCCAGCGGUCGUGACCCUAACACCCCCAUCAUUGUGGUGAAGCAGGGACACGAACCCCCCACCUUCACAGGCUGGUUCCUGGCUUGGGACCCCUUCAAGUGGAGUAAUGCCAAAUCCUACGAGGACCUGAAGAUGGAACUUGGAAACCCUGGGGACUGGGACCAGUUCACAGCUGAGAUCACAAGCUCCCAAUUGGAUGUGUUCAAUGCUAACAGCAACCUCAAUUCUGGGCCUCUCCCCACCUUCUCCCUGGAGCAGCUGGUGAACAAGCCGGUGGAAGAGCUCCCCGAGGGUGUAGACCCCAGCAGGAAGGAGGAGCACCUGUCCCUUGAGGAUUUCACAAAGGCCUUGGGGAUGACUCCAGCUGCCUUCUCUGCCCUGCCGCGAUGGAAGCAGCAAAACCUCAAGAAAGAGAAAGGACUGUUUUGAGAAGCAUCGCUGCAACUGUACAGCACCACCCUACCCUGCUUGCAGGGUCUCUCUUUAUUCCUGGUAUUACCCUUUGCCAAUUGAAGCAUAAAUUUAUAGCUGUGCCUGUGAGCAGCAGAGCCUGUGGCAAUGCCAUCUGUUU